Rhizopus microsporus ATCC 52813 is the source of this 273-nucleotide messenger RNA. Its product is annotated as thioredoxin-like protein. Lineage: Eukaryota; Fungi; Mucoromycota; Mucoromycetes; Mucorales; Rhizopodaceae. The transcript has 3 exons. Gene Ontology annotation, molecular function: oxidoreductase activity, acting on a sulfur group of donors, disulfide as acceptor; protein-disulfide reductase activity. The record is from RefSeq and is a predicted model, not a curated record. Gene Ontology annotation, cellular component: cytoplasm. The annotation marks the transcript as partial.
GGAAAGACAAUCGAAGGAGACAAGUCAACCUUUGACUCUUUGGUCAGAAAGGCCGACCAUCCUGUCAUUGUAGAUUUUUAUGCAGAUUGGUGUGGACCUUGUAGAAUUAUCGGACCCGCCUUAUCCAGGGCUGUUGCUGCUAAUCCUCAAGUGACUUUGGUAAAGAUUAAUGUAGACAAUUGUGAGGAUAUUGCCAAAGAAUUCAAGAUUGCUGCAUUACCCACUGUAACUGCUUUUCAUAAUGGCAAAGUAGUCGAUCAGUUCGUUGGCGCA